This is a messenger RNA of Schistosoma spindalis, 270 nucleotides long. The record is from the annotation of a GenBank genome assembly. NCBI's taxonomy places the organism in Eukaryota, Metazoa, Platyhelminthes, Trematoda, Strigeidida, Schistosomatidae.
AUGCCAUUAACUUCUACAGAAUCAUUAUCAUUAAUUAGUUUAGAUUCAUCUAAAUCAUCUAAUUUAUGUAUAUCAGUGGAUAUACCAUCAUCACCAAAAGAAUCAAUUAAAUUAUCAUGUAAUAUUUCACCUACAUUUAAUAUAGAUGAUAUUUUAUCAACUCAUUAUGAACAUGAUGAAUUCAAUAAACAAUCAUUGAAUGUGAAUAAAAAUUCUUAUAUUGUUCAAAUGAAUAAAACUGAUAAUACAUUAUUAAAUAAUGGUAAGUAA